GAGAGAGAGAGAGAGAGAGAGAGAGAGAGAGGGGCUGAGUAAGGUUUCUUACUGAGUUACAUUUUCCUCGCGCACAGCUGAUCCCGCAUCGCUAGGAGGAACACAAGGUGUGGUCAUCAUGUUGGGGAUGUAUCUGUCCGUCCUAUUGCUCCUCCCCCUGGCCUCGUCCAUCCCCUCCCCCUCCAGACCUCCCCCAAGACCCUGCAGACGAUGCUGCGACCACCUGCAGCCCCCAGAAUCUUCUGCUGCACACCCUGCUCACCAUGCUGCCGCCACGCCAGAGGUCCAUACCUAUAUCAACAUGACAAUACUCAAAGGUGAUAAAGGUGACAGAGGAGAUAAAGGAAUGCCAGGGAAAAACGGUAAAGGAGGUCCACAUGGUUACCGGGGUCCCAUGGGUCCUCAAGGGACCAAGGGCCAGGCGGGCGCCCCGGGAGAUGCCUGUAAGCUGCAGCACUCCUCCUUCUCUGUAGGGAGACGUAAAUCCCUCCACAGUAUAGACUACUACCAGGCCCUGGUGUUUGACACGGUGUUCGUCAACCUCCACGAGCACUUCAACAUGUUCAAAGGUAAAUUCUACUGCUUCAUCCCGGGUAUCUACUUCUUCAACGUGAACAUCCACACGUGGAACUUCAAGGAGACCUACCUCCACCUGAUGCACAACGAUAAGGAACAGGUGAUCCUCUACGCCCAGCCCAGUGAGAGGUCCAUCAUGCAGAGUCAGAGUGUUAUGAUGGACCUGGCGCUGAACGACGAGGUGUGGGUCAGGCUCUACAAGAGGGAGAGGGAGAACGCUGUCUAUAGUGAUGACGUGGAUGUCUAUAUUACCUUUAAUGGAUACCUGGUGGCGCCUAGUGUCCAGUGAUAAGAGGGGGAGGAAACUCUGUGUUGGAUCUUGGUUGUCUUUUCAUGCCUAAAGUUCAGUGAUGAAAAAGGAGGAGAGAAGAGAGAGAGGGAAUUUGUGCCUGUGUUGGAUUUUUUAUUUUGCUUGUGCUUAUGCCUUCAGUGCUCACCAAAUUCAAAUGGAAACUCAGGGUUGAUUUUGGUUGUCCCUUUGUAGUGCCUUCAGUGCUCAUCAAAUGGAAACUCUGGGUUGAUUUUGGUUGUCCCUUUGUAGUGCCUUCAGUGCUCACCAAAUGGAAUGUCUGAGUUGGAUUUUGUUUGUCCUGGUGUUGUGCCUAAAGCAGCCGAUGAUACACACAGGUUUUCCUCUGCCUUACGAUGUAUUCCUCUCAGGUACUUUGAAUGGGGAGGACUGUGGGCACUAAUCAAUGAGAUCGAGAUCACUAUGCAGUGUUGUGUAGUCCCGGUGAGCAACAUUGGUUGAAAAUACAUACACAUUUUAACCUUUUCAACAUCUUUUACCAAAAAGACGUAUUUUCAAUGUCUUUUCAGCGUCUUUUCAACGUCUUUUGCUCAUAGGGUGGUUUUGGUACUAGACUAGAAUGGACCCUGCAUUGAACUGUUUCUAUGGUGAUCUCGAGAAAAGCACUUACUUGUAGCUUUAAAAGUGAAAAAUUAGAAAAUGUCAGCCAUAUCAAAUGAAUAUAUAGAGAUUGUUGAGUAAGUAAUGCAAGAUUGUAUUGAUAUAUAUAUUGAUAACUCAGUGUUAUGUUUUUUUAUAGAGAUUUACUUUAAGCUGCAGUGCAGCUUGUAACAUGUAAAUAAUUGUAUAGACCUUGAGGAUUUUUGUUACCUAAAAUGUUUUAUCACUAGCCUGGGUGCCAGUCGGUCUUUGCUUUAGCUGACCUGUUGUUGUUGUCAUGUCCUGAACACAAUAAGGUACUGUUUCUGAAUGCAGUUUGAAAAAGUUCUGCAUCCAGGGUGGCCUAACCCUAACCCUAUACCACCAAAAAACAAAAAUACUCUUGAAUUCCAUUUUAUCAAAACAACACAUACUGUAUCAGAAAAAUAUCAACCAAACAAGAAUUGUAAAAACCCAUUCAAACUAGAACCCCAUUCUAAAUCAGACCUUCUAGAACCAUUACUCCCCAUUGUCAGUUGAACAGGUUGAACAGGUGCAUUCUAUCUUUCACCUAGAGGUUAAGGUCAAACCCUGACCCCCUGACCCCUGCCUGUUUCCCACCGUUAGAGUAAACAACCCCUCAUUACUGUCAAGAUUUUAAUAUGUCCUAGUAGUGCACUAUAUGGGGAAUAGGGUGUCAAAGGUAGUGCACUAUAUAGGGAACAUGGGUGCAGUCCGUUUUUAUUUGACAGCUCCAAUGAAAAACCCAAGUAAAAGCUCAAAGAGAGGAAACACAACAACUCCAUGUGUGGUUUGGAUGAUGAUGGUUGAAUUGGUUGCCAGAUGGACAACCAUAUCUUUCCUAUUACUGCUAAUUCCAUCCUCAGUCCACAGGGACUGGGGCUAAACUGGAGAUAGAGGAGAGACAGACUGGUAUAUUAGUUCAUGAGUAGAUAGCUUUGUAGACGAUUAGAAGAGGCUUUACUGGUGUAGUUCCCUAGUCAAUAGCUCUGUAGCCAAUUAGAAGAGGCUUUACUGGUGUAGUUCCCUAGUCAAUAGCUCUGUAGCCAAUUAGAAGAGGCUUUAAAAGCAUACCAUAGUGAUGUACAUCCUAUGGUUGUUGUAAGUACCUAUAUCCUGGAUAUAACUCAAAACCACGAGCAGAAGUUGACACAGUUGGUUUGUUGUACCCAAGAGACAGAACAGAGUGCAAGCAUUAUGGAUUGGGUUAUUAGCAUUACCCUUUGCCCCAAAAACCCAGCCAUUUAUAACCUCUUUCAAACAAUUGUUCUGUUUCCUACGCAUCUCUACGAAUGCAGAUGCACUUUCAAGGAGUCCUCUGAGAGUUGUUGGUAGACGGUCUCUCUAAAACUAACCUGGUCCCAGAUCUGUUUGUGCUGUUUGGCAUGACAAUAACAAUUGCAAGACAGUACAAACAGAUCUGGAACCAGGCUACACUAAAAGUGAAAAGUAGCCAAACUCAUGUUCCUUACUAGCUACACUUUAUUACUCCUAUUACACGGUUCUGUAGUUAGAGCCUUUUACAUCACCAUUAAAGACAUGGAGCCAGUUCAUAACAGUAACUACUCUAUCUGAAGUAAACAGGAAAGGAGCUUUGAAUCGCCCCACUGUCCUAUAAACACCAUGCUCUAUAAAAUGAGCCAUAAAGUAAGUUGUAGUGUUAUGUUACCUGUGAAACAGUGUUGAUAGAACUUCUGCAGUUACUGCUGUUAGAGUUCAAGGUUUAGAUGGGGGGCCGGCUGGGAGCAGUUGGUAUGACAGGCUAUGACAGGUUAUGACGUAUGUUAUAUCAUGCUUAUGGCAUGUUUACAAGACAGGUUUCUGGAGAAGGGUUCAAGCAGAGCGUUAACGAGAGUUUUCAAGGACAUCUGUCCGAUUUCCCCCCGGGUCAAAGUAGGUCACAGCUCUCUCUACCCCCCCCA
Messenger RNA from Coregonus clupeaformis (lake whitefish), 3408 nucleotides. RefSeq names its product C1q and TNF related 6b (gene c1qtnf6b). The record is from RefSeq and is a predicted model, not a curated record. Lineage: Eukaryota; Metazoa; Chordata; Actinopteri; Salmoniformes; Salmonidae. The coding region runs from base 119 to 865 and encodes 248 amino acids. Gene Ontology annotation, molecular function: protein binding. The transcript is spliced from 4 exons.